GAUGUUGGUAGCGAUACUUUUGAGUUGAAAUUCAUCUCUAAAUAAGUGCCUUCGAGUUAAGCCAUUUAUCCAUUUACAGGCAUACAAUUGUUUCUCAUAAUUGUCAAUUAGCAAACCUUUUUUAUCCAGAAAACGCCAUCUUAAGACAAAAAUUAAUUUCUUAAGUCUAUUUUAUAAAGCAACUUUGCAGUUUGAACUUGAUAGUCAUUUGGUAGUCACUUUCACUUCAACCAACCUUUUUAUGCCUGUACUUUCACACUGUGCCUGUACAUAGCGUCUGCUUCCUAAUUGUGUUUUCGUCGCAUUUUUAUGACCUUUUACAUUUCCAUUAUUAAAACCAUCAUCUUUAGAUCAUAUGAAAUUAUCAUCUAUUAAACCUCACCGUGAAAAUGUCGUUGCCCUUAAAAGAACGACUUGUUUACAUUUUUCGCUUUCCUUGUUUGUUUCUCAUCUUUCUUUACCAAGAUAUUUAUUGCUGGUUCAAAAGAAAAAAAACUGACCCAUCGAUUCGUUUGGAUGGUAAAGUAAUACUAGUAACUGGUGCUAAUAGAGGGAUCGGUAAACAGAUUGCUUCUGAUUUAUAUAAACGUGGUGCUAAAGUGAUCCUUGCAUGCCGCAAUACAGAAGCAGCAUUGAAAGCUUGUUCAGAAAUAUCUAAUGGAAGAUCUGAUGAUCGUUUGGUUCCUUUGAAAUUAGAUCUAAAAUCAUUUACGUCUAUCAAUGAUGCUUGCUCUCAUUUGUAUUCGACUCUGGAUUCAUUGGAUAUUUUAAUAAACAAUGCUGGCAUGUUUGGGGCAAAGGAUAAAACAAUAACAGCCGAUGGAUUUGAAGAAACAUGUCAAGUGAAUUUUUUAGCCCCUUGUUUAUUAACUUAUAACUUGAUUCCUUUACUAUCUAAAUCAACAUUUGGUGCUCGAGUUAUCAUGAUCUCUUCAGAAUUCAAUUUGAUUCCAUUUUCUUUCAACACCGAUCUUUUUGUUCCAUCUUCACCUGAUUAUGAUGCUAUUCUCAACUACGCCAUGACCAAAUUUGCCCUGAAUGGAUUCGUGUUGAAAAUGGCUAGUCUCUUGAAGGAUACAAACAUAACAAUCAAUUCUGUCCAUCCUGGUUGUGUGAAAACUGACAUAGUUGGUAAAGGAUCAUCGUGGACAACUAGAUUCAGCAAUCGAUUUCAACAAGCAUUUCGAGGUGUUUCCCUAGAAACUGGUGCGAUAGGACCAGUUUAUUUAGCAGUUGAACCUUCAAUGCACAAAGUCAGUGGACAUUAUUUUGUUAGUAAUAUUGAGUUCAGUCCAAAUAAACGAUUAUUACAAGAAAGUGUUCAAAAUUGCAUUUGGAAUUUCAUGGAACCAUGUUUACUUUCAUAUAAAAUUGACUGUAAUAGCAACAAAGAAACGACAGAUUUCCCCAUUCCAAAUCAAUCAUCAAAUUGCCACCUAACUAAAAAUACUAAGCAUAGCUUGGAUAUAAACAUACAUUAAAUAAAUUGAACAUAAUCACAACUUUUGAACACAACCAACUCAGCAAACUUCAUAAAGUGAAUUUUAACCUUCAAUCAAUUUUACAUAGAAAAUACAUUUUAUUUUAAAAUAUAUAAAUUAAACCAACUUUUUUAAUAUCUACACUAAUGGUCGGUUUGUAUUAUAAUAACGGUAUAUAUAUUGAAAUAAAAUAUGUAACAUUGAAGCAAAUUCAAUCAACUUCA
Molecule: messenger RNA, 1705 nt
Organism: Tetranychus urticae (two-spotted spider mite)
Lineage: Eukaryota; Metazoa; Arthropoda; Arachnida; Trombidiformes; Tetranychidae
Source: RefSeq, a predicted model, not a curated record